AUGGUGCGCCUGACCACGGAUCUGUUCGCCGAACGUCCUCAAUUCGUGAAUUCGAUAAACAUGCGUGAGAUAAAUCUUCGCGGUCAAAAGAUUCCGGUAAUCGAGAAUAUGGGCGUGACCAGGGAUCAGUUCGACGUCAUCGAUCUCACCGAUAACGAUAUCCGGAAGUUGGAUAACUUCCCGACGUUCUCGCGGCUCAACACACUGUAUUUGCAUAACAAUCGCAUCAACUACAUCUCUCCGGACAUUGCCUCAAAACUUCCGAAUCUGAAAACGCUCGCUCUGACAAACAACAACAUCUGCGAACUCGGUGACAUCGAUCCACUGUCCGAGUGCAAGAAGCUGGAAUACGUCACAUUCAUCGGAAAUCCGAUAACUCAUAAGGAGAAUUACAGAUUGUAUAUCAUAUAUAGACUGCCCUCAGUUCGAGUCAUUGAUUUCAAUCGUGUCCGAUUGACAGAGCGUGACGCGGCGAAGAAAAUGUUCAAAGGGAAGAGCGGAAAGAAGGCUCGUGACGCGAUUCAGAAGUCUGUUCACACAGAAGAUCCAUCAGAAGUCGAGGUGAAUGGAAAUGGCGCCGCAGGUGCGCCAGGCGCCAAAUUGACUGAUGAGGAUCGUGACAAGAUCAAGGAGGCGAUCAAGAAUGCGAAAUCGUUGAGUGAAGUCAACUAUCUUCAAUCGAUUCUCGCUUCUGGAAAGAUUCCAGAGAAGGGAUGGAAUCGUCAGAUGGAUCAGUCAAGUGUCGAGGAGCACAUGGAGCCGUGA
This is a messenger RNA of Caenorhabditis remanei, 765 nucleotides long. RefSeq lists its product as uncharacterized. Gene Ontology annotation, molecular function: protein binding; U2 snRNA binding. Gene Ontology annotation, cellular component: U2 snRNP. The transcript has 2 exons. The record is from RefSeq and is a predicted model, not a curated record. Gene Ontology annotation, biological process: mRNA splicing, via spliceosome. Bases 1 to 765 code for a protein of 254 amino acids. Lineage: Eukaryota; Metazoa; Nematoda; Chromadorea; Rhabditida; Rhabditidae.